This is a messenger RNA of Megalops cyprinoides (Indo-Pacific tarpon), 5359 nucleotides long. RefSeq names its product mastermind-like transcriptional coactivator 3 (gene maml3). Lineage: Eukaryota; Metazoa; Chordata; Actinopteri; Elopiformes; Megalopidae. Bases 543 to 3791 code for a protein of 1082 amino acids. The record is from RefSeq and is a predicted model, not a curated record. Gene Ontology annotation, biological process: Notch signaling pathway; positive regulation of transcription of Notch receptor target. The transcript is spliced from 5 exons. Gene Ontology annotation, molecular function: transcription coactivator activity. Gene Ontology annotation, cellular component: nuclear speck; nucleoplasm.
GAUCAUUGUGAUGGUGGCAGCAGCAGUGAGCAAGCAGCAGAAUCGGCGUCUUUAGGAUUUCGUUUACGCACGUCUUUGAGGGCAGGAUUUUUGAACGUCUCUUCAUGCGUGGGGAUUUUACAGAUAAAUUAACGCGAUGCAAGUUCACGAAAACACUCUGGAGGCAGUGCGCUGCGAGCAGCAAAACUUUUUCUUAUAGGACAACACAAUAAAGCAGCGAGCUCGUAACAUUGGCUGUUGUGUGAUGUUCGCUCGUAACAUCCGGAUCUUCUAUGGAGUUGCAAUAGAACAGUUCUACUGGCAGUGGAAGUGAGCGCGGGGACCGACCGCUGAGCUCGGUCUAACACGCUCCGGUAUUGUCUGUUUUGCAGAUCGAAAAUAGUAUUGUUUUAAUGGCAGUGCAUGGUUGAAUUUUCCCGAAGGAAGGAUAGCAGCCACUGUUUGUUUAUAGCCAUCUGAAUCCCCAUUCCUCUUUCCACUGGAAACAUUUUAGGCACAAGAGGCUUGAAAAAAGUUCUUCCAAAAUACUGUGCACAGACUAUAUGAUGGGGGAUUUUGCAACCCCCACUGCUGCGAACGGCAGCAGUAUUUGCAUAAACAACAAUAACAUAAACAGCGGCAUCAACGCCGGUAAUAGCAGUAACAAUGUGGGCAUUCCUAAACACAGCACAGUGGUCGAGAGAUUGAGGCAGAGAAUCGAAGGCUGUCGGAGACACCAUGUAAACUGUGAAAACAGGUACCAGCAAGCCCACGCGGAACAGCUGGAGAUUGAACGCAGGGAGACGGUCAGCCUCUAUCAGCGAAGCCUGGAACACAGGGCUAAGAAAUCUGCUAAUAAUAAGCAGCAAAACAAACAACAAGACCCUGAGUCGGCAACCACGGCAGAGCAAAGAAAUAACACACUGAUAGCGCUGCAGGAGACGGUAAAGAGGAAACUAGACAGCGCUCGCUCGCCUUUGAACGGGGAACAGAAUGGGAUCUGCGACGGGACAUUUUCCCCCAAUCCGAAAAGACUACGGAAGGAGGGGCCCGGUGGUGGCCUGGAUUCGUUGGGCGGCUUGCCUAACAGCGCUCCCCCUGUUUCGCCCCUCCACCAAAUGGACAUCAAACCUCCGCUGGCUAUAGCCAACAACACUGGCAGCGGGAAUAACCAUGUCCCCGGCCGGCCCGAUGACCUGGGCAAGAAUGGGGGGCUGCCGGACAUCAAGCUCAACGGCUCGCUGGACCUGGACGACGGCUUCAGCCUGCUCAAGGACAUGAAGCAGGAGCCGCUGGACGAUGCCGCGGGCAUGGAGUCCUCGGACACGUCGCUCUCCAACCAGAACAAGCUCUUCUCCGACAUCAACCUGAACGACCAGGAGUGGCAGGAGCUUAUCGACGAGCUGGCCAACACAGUGCCCGAGGAUGACAUGCACGACCUCUUCAAUGAGGACUUCGAGGAGAAGAAGGAGGCUGAGUUCACAAGGCAAGCUCCUCAGACGCCCCUCCCCCAGGAGACCCCGCCUGCACCACCUCCCCAGAGCAGCCAGAUGCCCAUGGGCUCACCGCAGGUCCGUCCGUCCUCAUCGGGGCCGCCGUUCAUCGCCGCGGCCAACGGGACUCCGCCCCAGCAGCCGCUGCAGCAGUCCCCUGCUGUCGCCAUGGCGUCGGGCUCGCCCGCCAACUGCGUGGCCCGGUCGCCGCAGACUCCGACCCAGACCCAGACGCAGACAUCCAGACCCGGGAACGGAUUUCUAAUGAACCCAGGCCCUGGGGUGGUACCCGGGGCUGCUCCUGGGGCGGCUGGCGGGCCAGGCCAGGGAGGGAGUGGGCCGGUACCGGUGCCGCCCUCCUCCUCUGAGCUGUCCCCAGCGGAGCAGCUGAAGCAAAUGGCGGCUCAGCAGCAGCAGCGGGCCAAACUUAUCCAGCAGAAGCAUCAACAGCAGCAGCAGCAGUCGCAAGCGGCCAACUGGUCACCCGCCGGGGCACCCUCCAGCCCAUACGGAGGCCCCUUCAACCCAGACAAACCCAACAGCCCCAUGAUGUACCCGCAAGCCUUUAACGCCCAGAACCCUAUGGUGGCGGCGAUGGCCAGCAACCCUCAGAAGGCCACCAUGAACAACUACCUCCCUCAGAACCACAUGAACAUGAUCAGCCAGCAGUCCAGCAACCUGGGCCAGAACACUAUAAGCAAGCAGCAGGCCGGCAUGCUGUCCUACAGCAACACCAAGCCCCUGAGCCACUUCAGCGGCGUGGAGCACAUGGGCCAGCGGAUGACCCCGCCCAUGGCUAACCCCGGCAAGAACCCCAUGAUGCCCUACAUGCAGGCGCAGGCGGGGCAGGGCGCAGGCCAGGUGCAGGUGCCCCCGCAGGCCCAGGGACAGAUGCCAGGCGGCCAGGCGGCCCACCUGAGCGAAGAGCAGAAGCGCAUGCUGCUUAUGAAGCAGAAGCUGAACCAGAGCAUGCCUUAUAACGCCAUGCAGCCCCAUGGCCAGGAGCAGGGCGUAGUCGGCAUGUCGCGGCAGCCCGGCGGAGUGCAGCCCCCGCUGCCGGGCCCGGGGGGCGUGGCGCCGGCGCCCGGCUACCAGCAGCAGGCGGCCAUGAUGAAGCAGAUGAUGCAGAUGGAGCAGGAGAAGCGGGUGCAGCUGCACCUGAUGGAGCAGCAGCAGCUCCUGAGGGAGCAGAGGCAGCAGCAGCAGCAGCAGCAGCAGCAGCAGCUGCUGGCCGAGCAGUUACAGCAGCAGCAGCAUCUGCCCCGGCAAAUGCCCCAGCAGCAGAGGAACCCCUACCCUGUCCAGCAGGUCAACCAGUUCCAGGGCACACCGCAGGAAAUGGCGGCCAGGAACCAGGCCCUCCAGAACAUCCGCAACGCCCGGCUCCUCCAGCAGCAGCAGCAGCAGCAGCAGAACCAGGGCAUGCUCCCCAUGGCGCCGGUGCAGAACUCGGCCUCCAUGCCGGCACCGGCGGCCCAGUCCGACAUGGGCAUGGCCUACGGCAACCAGCAGGGCCAGCAGGGCAUGUACGGCCUCAACCCGGGCAUGAACCAAAUGUUGCAGCACCCAAACCAAAGCGGCAUGCCCAUGGGCCACAACCCGGGCCAGGCCCAGCGGCAGCCUGGAGCCGGGCAGGGCGUGGGCAUGGUAGCCGGGUACGGCCAGGGCAUGAUGAUGAACCCGGCCAUGUCCCAGCAGCAGAUGAAGGCGCCUAACGUGGUCCAGCCCAUGGCCAAAGCCCAGGCGCAGAGACUGCAGAGCAUGAUGGGCGGCGGCGGCCACCAGGGGGCGCCGGGCUGGGCCCAGCAGCAGCAGCAGCAGCAACAGCAACAGCAGCAGCAGAGCCUGCAGGCCAUGAGUGGCCGGACUAGCGGGGAAAUGGUGGCCUUCAACAAUGGCGGCCCGGCCUACGGCAUGCAGCCCGGCCAGCCGCGCAUGACCAAACAGCAUUUUCCCCAGGGCAUGGGCCAGACCAUGGUGGACCCCAGGGCCAUGAACCCUGCCAUGGGCGGACAGAUGGUGCCCCACAUGUCGGGCCAGCCAAGGACCAACCAGCCACGGCCCAUGGUCAUGCCCGGCAUGAACCAGGGUGUGCCCAACAUGACUCCUUUCAACCAGGGCCCGGGCCAGCCAAUGGCGGCCUCUGGGGGCUCAUACGUACAGGGCGGGCAGCCACAGGGCUACCAGCGGACGUCUAGUCAGGACCUGACGUACAGUUACGGCAGCCAGCCCACGGGCGCCGGCUCCUUUAACUUGCCGGAUGGGGCAGACUUGGACUCUACCGACGGGUGGAUGGACGAAUUCUUCCCCAGCCAAUAGCAAACACAGAAGGGGAAACGUUAUAAGGACCGUGAGUGACUGAACGCAGAAAGAGGAAUUACAGAAAAAAAAGAUAACGGACAAUGUUUUUUUGGUUUUGUAAAACGUUAACGAGCUGAAAAAAACAACCUGUUUUGUGUCUCUCGUGUGUGCUGUCACGGUAAAUUUAAAGAGCACCUCCUCUUUCUGAACGAGGUCAGGGCGGGCAUCACUCCUGGAGGGGCUUUCUCUUUCUUUUUAAAAUGGCCGACUUCUAUUUCCUAAAGUUUUGAGUCAAACAUCAGCCAUUUUAGCUGUCUGGGUCAUUCUUGGAUGAAGUGGGGCAAGUGGGUGGGGGCCUUAGAGGCAUGGGGGAGGCAGGGCACGUUUUAAACAUUAGGGAAAGAAUUUAUUUUUCAGUAUUUCGGGUUGUUGAAUUGUUCUGGCCAUUGUGCUGUCCCUUUCAAUGUGCGUGUCAGGGCGGUCAGAAUAAAAAGGAACACGCAGAAUGUUCACGAUCAUUAUCUAUGAUCUUCAAAUUGGGAUUAUCACCAGGUUUUAACCCCAUUUGCUGUGCUGUGACUCAUAGCCAAGAACGGAAGGAACAGUGGAAGGCAAUCCUUGUGACUAAAAAUCUUUUCUUUCUUUUUUCCCCUCCUCUCCAGAGGCUCACAUUUCAUCUGCAUUUGUCUGGUGUUUAUACUGUGAAAAACAACAGCAAAACAAUCGCAUUUCUUUGUGUGGUACCGGCGCACGCGCGGUCGGGGCGGGCGGUUGCUAGGCAACCUGCGCGAGGCAUCGACUUGGCUGAAUCUCUACAUCAUACUGUGAGGGACCUGGCAGCUACCCAUAGCUCACAGGGUGCUGCAGUGGAAAAAAAAACAAAACAAGUCUAAUGGCAGCUAAGGGAGUAACAUUACAAAGCUUUAUCUGUCAAAGGUAAGGGGAGAACAGGCUAGGAACUGAAUGUAUCAGCCACCACAAGUGACUUCUUAAGAAUGCAAACCAAUACAGUCAUCUUGAAAACACCCAGUCUGUUUGAAAUGUGAGCAUUCGAAUAUUCUUCACUGUUUAGAUAUUUUUUUUGGUAUAAAUGAGGUCACCACUGUUCCAUUUUCCAGCUAACAAGGAGAGGUUUAACCUUUUUUUCUAGAGUGACGCAUUUCUGUGGAAUACAUCUUUUUUAUAUCACUUUUUGAAACCGUAUAUUCCACAGCUGUGCCUGUGCUCUUUUGUGAAGUGCAGACAUCUGCUGUUGCUUGAAUCGGGAGAAACCGCUGCUGGUCGAGAAAUUCAGAUGGGCGCAUUGUGAGCUGGCUAGCACGUGGGACGGGCUCCUGGAAAACAUGUUCGCGAGCGGGCGACUCGGCGUUCACCGCUGUGUUUGGGGAAAAGUGAACCGCCAGAAAAGCCUGUUCUUGCUAGGCAGCGGCAGUCCGCACCGGCCACCACUCCCCCCAUUGUUCGAACACUGAGUUUAACGGGCGUUUAGUGCAACUGGAAAAUAUAGGAGACGGGCAGGUGGUAAUCAGGCGAGGUGGCCUCAGAGUUCUUCCAGAGCGAGAGUGGAGCCGUCGUCUCGACCCCCA